Maudiozyma barnettii is the source of this 1560-nucleotide messenger RNA. It is a transcript of the gene VAN1, whose product is annotated as Van1p. The record is from RefSeq and is a predicted model, not a curated record. Gene Ontology annotation, biological process: protein N-linked glycosylation; cell wall mannoprotein biosynthetic process. Gene Ontology annotation, molecular function: alpha-1,6-mannosyltransferase activity. Gene Ontology annotation, cellular component: mannan polymerase complex. Lineage: Eukaryota; Fungi; Ascomycota; Saccharomycetes; Saccharomycetales; Saccharomycetaceae. The coding region runs from base 1 to 1560 and encodes 519 amino acids. The transcript has a single exon.
AUGGGUCUACUCGAUAGAGUUAAUAGAGCUAUCAGUAAAAAGGAUAAACGAGACCAACUUCCUACUACCAAUAAUGAAUAUAAUGAUGGCAAGAUAAAGGAUAAGAAAUAUACUCCAAAGAAGAAAAGUAAAAGUACAAAAAAUUUAUUGGUGACAGUAGUUUCCAUAAUAGUUGUUUGUUGCGUUUGCAUUAAGAUAAUAUCCAGUUUCUCGCAAAGUAACAGUACUAAAGGUAGCUUCGAUUUAGAUAAAAUUAACAUCAAAGUACCAUCUUACGUAACAAAAUCCUUAGAAGAAGAAGAGUAUUAUGAUUUUGAUUUUGAAGAUAUCGAGCCGAAAAUAAUUAAAAAAUUUGAUCAAGGUGUGGAACAUUACUUAAUAACUGAAUAUGGUAGUGAUGUGCUGACACCAAAGGAUAAUGAACGUUAUGAAAAAGAAUUGGCUAUGCUUUUGGAUGCUACCGUAGAGCAAUACGAUUUGGCUGAUUUCAGAGGUUCCCCUAAAGGUAAUGAGCACAGGGAUCAUAUCCUAGUUUGUGUCCCGUUAAGAGACGCUGAACAAGUUAUGCCUUUGAUGUUCAAACAUUUAAUGAAUUUGACUUAUCCCCACGAAUUAAUUGAUUUGGCCUUCCUUGUCAGUGAUUGUUCUGUUGGAGAUCAUACAUUGGAAGCAUUAUUGCAAUAUUCUAAACAGUUACAAAAUGGGACACUAUCUCAGGUGUUUGCUGAAAUGGAUUAUGUUAAAGAACACACUAAAGGUAGUGGUGUCUCAGCAGAUGAUAUGCAUAUCAAAUAUAUGAGUCCACAAUAUAUUGCACAGAUUGAACAUGCCUUCAAACCACCAUUCCAUAAGGACUAUGAUAAACCAUUCCGUUCUGUUCAAAUCUUUCAAAAGGAUUUCGGUCAAGUUAUUGGUCAAGGUUUCAGUGAUAGACAUGCUGUUAAGGUUCAGGGUAUCAGACGUAAAUUGAUGGGUAGGGCAAGAAAUUGGUUAACUGCUAAUGCUUUGAAGCCUUAUCAUUCUUGGGUCUACUGGAGAGAUGCAGAUGUAGAGCUAUGUCCUGGUUCAGUCAUUGAAGAUCUUAUGGCUACCGAUUAUGAUAUUAUGGUUCCAAAUGUUUGGAGACCCUUGCCUGAAUUCUUAGAUAGUGCCCAACCUUACGAUUUGAAUUCAUGGGUCGAAUCUCAAGAAGCUUUAAAAUUGGCUGCCACAUUGGAUGAAGAUGAUGUCAUUGUGGAAGGUUAUGCUGAGUAUCCAACUUGGAGAGUCCAUUUGGCGUACCUAAGAAAUGAAGAAGGUAAUCAGAAUGAAGUCAUGGAUUUGGAUGGUGUUGGUGGUGUUUCAAUUUUAGCAAAGGCUAAAAUAUUUAGAAGUGGUGUACAAUUCCCAGCUUUUACUUUUGAAAACCAUGCAGAAACUGAAGCAUUUGGGAAGAUGGCCAAGAAAAUGGGGUAUAGAGUAGGUGGUUUACCUCAUUAUACCGUGUGGCAUAUUUAUGAACCUAGUGAUGAUGAUCUUAAAGAAAUUGCCAAUAAAGAGAGAGAGGCUAGAAGGGGAUAA